Spirometra erinaceieuropaei is the source of this 1719-nucleotide messenger RNA. The record is from the annotation of a GenBank genome assembly. Lineage: Eukaryota; Metazoa; Platyhelminthes; Cestoda; Diphyllobothriidea; Diphyllobothriidae.
AUGGACCUGUUCUCCGCCGCCUGUGAGAACUUCGCUCUGGUCAUUAACACGCAGAAGACGGUGGUGAUGCACCAACCGCCACCCCACUCAGUCACAGCCCCUAACGCGCCGCCGCAAAUCAGCGUGAACGGAACCCAACUGCAAGUGGUGGAGAACUUCCCGUACCUGGGCAGUACUCUCUCCCGCAACACCAAGAUCGACGACGAAGUCGCCAACAGGAUCUCGAAAGCCAGUCAAGCCUUCGGUCGCCUCCAAAGCACAGUUUGGAAUCGCCACGGUCUUCAGCUGAGCACGAAGCUGAAGAUGUACAAGGCCGUUAUCCUGCUGGCACUACUGUAUGGAGUGGAGACUUGGACGGUGUACGCAAAUCAGGCACGUCGCUUGAACCACUUCCACCUCAGUUGUCUUCAACGCAUCCCGAGGCUGAAGUGGCAGGAUCGAAUCCCCGACACUGAUGUGCUGGAACGGACGGGAAUCCUCAGCAUCUACGCCAUUCUGAGACAAAUGCAGCUGCGCUGGAGCGGCCACCUGGUGCGCAUGGACGACGAGCGACUACCAAAACGACUCUUCUACGGAGACGUCGCGACGGGUUCUCGCCGUCAAGGAGGCCAAAUUCGCCGUUACAAGGAUACUCUGAAGUCCUCCCUGAAACGCCUGCAAAUCAACCCCACCAACUGGGAGGAGCUCUCACUCGCUCGACCGACCUGGAGGAGGACAAUGAAGACAGGCGCUGCGGUCUACGAAGCCAACCGCAUCGCUGCCGCCAAAGCGAAACGUGAAGCCCGCAAAUCACAACUUCGCCCAGUACGCAACGCCGCCGCACAACCGCUUCCAACGUGUCCUCGAUGUCAACGGACAUUCCAGGCUCGAAUCGGACUUGUUGGACAUCUUCGGAUUAACUGCGCCUCUCGAACGGCACCAACCAUUGUCCCCCCGCCCGACUCUUCCUCCUCCUCUCCGCCGCCAACUAAUUCUGACAAUUCUUCUGACCCACCACUUCCAUCCUCCUCCUCCUCCUCCUCCUCCUCCUCCUCCUCCUCCCCCUCCCCAUCCUCCUCCUCCUCCUCCACCACUGCCCCAACGGCGGCAGCUCAGGCGGCCGUCUCGCACAUCACCAACCGCGACACAACAACAGACACCACCCCCACCUCUCGCGACUCCAGCGAUGAGGAUCAGGACAACACCUGCCCUCACUGCGACCGCACCUUCACCCCACACAUCGGUCUGGUCGGUCACUUGCGAAUCCAUCGCACGGAGACUGGCGAGCCAGUGCCUGGAGCACCAACCUACAUCCACCGCACUCGCCUCCACUGCCCACACUGCCCUCGCACCUUCACGCACCGCAUGGGUCUAUUCGGUCACGUGCGCAUCCACGAGAGCGGAAGUGACCACAAUUCCGACACACCCACCACAUCCAACACAUCCACCAUGCCCAGCACCACUCCUGCUCCAUCGCCAUACGCGCCCAUCACCACUGCCUCCUCUACAGCUGACACCGACACCACCGACCUCUCAUGCCCACACUGUCCACGCACGUUCACCUCACACAUCGGCCUGGUCGGUCACUUGCGAAUCCAUCGUACAGAGACUGGCGAACCAGUGCUUAGACCCCCAACCUACACCCGCCACGCUCGUCUCAACUGUCGACACUGCCCUCGCGCUUUCAGGCAUCGCAUGGGCCUAUUCGGACAAAUGCGUAUCCACGAUGACCUGCGGUAG